CAGUGACAGUUGUGUAGAGAGGAAGCUCACGUGUUGCGUGUUAUCUUUUAUUUAAAACAUUUUAACUAUUGAACGAAAUAAAUAUGACUGAAGAGAAUGACUCUUCUAGCAGCGGAGAAUCGGGAGACGAGAGCCAGGAAGAAGAGCAGCAACAAGAUGAACAACAGCAAGAAAUUGGCGAGACCGAAGAAACUGUAACUUUUAAAGACUUGGGCGUAGUAGAUGUACUAUGCGAAGCAUGCCAGGAAUUAAAAUGGAAGAAUCCGUCAAAAAUCCAGAAAGAGGCUAUACCUUUAGCACUGGAAGGCAAAGACAUCAUAGGUCUUGCAGAGACAGGCUCUGGCAAAACUGGUGCCUUUGCCCUGCCUAUCCUGCAGGCGCUGCUGGAGAACCCACAGAGAUACUUUGCCCUCAUACUCACACCUACCAGAGAGUUGGCAUUCCAAAUUUCAGAACAGUUUGAGGCACUUGGAGCUAGUAUAGGAGUAAAAUGCGCUGUGAUAGUGGGAGGCAUGGACAUGGUGGCGCAGGCCCUCACACUCUCCAAGAAGCCGCACAUCAUCAUUGCCACGCCCGGUCGGCUUGUUGACCAUCUGGAGAACACUAAAGGAUUCAACUUGAAGGCUUUGAAAUAUCUGGUCAUGGACGAAGCUGACCGCAUCCUCAACAUGGACUUCGAAGUGGAAGUGGACAAGAUCCUGCGCGUGAUCCCCCGCGAGCGGCGCACGUACCUGUUCUCAGCCACCAUGACUAAGAAGGUGCAGAAACUGCAGCGCGCUUCGCUGCAGAACCCGGUGAAGGUGGAGGUGUCCACUAAGUACCAGACUGUGGAUAAGCUUCAGCAGUACUAUGUGUUCAUUCCGGUUAAAUAUAAGGACGUAUACCUGGUGCACAUCCUGAACGAGCUCUCCGGCAACUCCUUCAUUGUGUUCGUGGCCACUUGCGUCGGGGCCCUGCGCGCUGCCCUACUUCUGCGGAACCUGGGCUUGGCUGCCGUCCCGCUGCAUGGGCAGAUGUCGCAGAACAACGACUUCGCGGCCUUGAACAAGUUCAAGAAUAAGAGCAGAUCGAUUUUGAUCUGUACUGAUGUCGCUUCCAGAGGUCUGGACAUCCCCCACGUGGACGUGGUCAUCAACCUGGACAUCCCGCUACACAGCAAGGACUACAUCCACCGCGUGGGCCGCACGGCGCGUGCCGGCCGGGCUGGUAAAGCCGUCACCUUCGUCUCUCAGUACGACGUGGAGCUGUACCAGCGCAUCGAGCAGCUGAUCGGCAAGCAGCUGCCCCUCUACCCGACUGAGGAGAGCGAGGUUAUGGUGCUGCAAGAACGAGUGGCUGAGGCGCAGAGACUCACAAAGAUUGAAAUGAAAGAGCUAGAGGACAAGAAGAGCACAAAGGGCCGCAAGCGCGGCGCGGACGAUGAUGAUGAUGACACGGAGAACGCGGCGGGCGUGCGCCGGCGCAUCAAGGGCAAGGGCAACAAACAUGGCGGGAACAAAUAUGGCGGUAAAAAGAAGAAACGAUAAAUAUACAGAUUGAGUUUA
This is a messenger RNA of Leguminivora glycinivorella, 1544 nucleotides long. It is a transcript of the gene pths, whose product is annotated as probable ATP-dependent RNA helicase DDX47. The coding region runs from base 84 to 1526 and encodes 480 amino acids. Gene Ontology annotation, molecular function: ATP binding; RNA helicase activity; nucleic acid binding. The record is from RefSeq and is a predicted model, not a curated record. The transcript is spliced from 8 exons. NCBI's taxonomy places the organism in Eukaryota, Metazoa, Arthropoda, Insecta, Lepidoptera, Tortricidae.